CCGCAGCGCCGUCUCCUUCCUCGCAUUCCUGCCCCCACAAAGGAGUCCCUCCGCCCCGCGCGAGGCCGCGGCGAGGAGGGGGCGCGGCCCGGCGCCUGGGAGCUUACAUUCCUCCGCCGCGCGCGCCGCCGAGCAGGGCGCCGCGUCCCCCUGCCCGCGCGUGGCCUCCGGAACGACCCCGGCCCGGCGCCGGCCCCGCCCCGCCCCGCGCCCAGGGGUCCCGGGGCGGGCUCCGGGCUUCGGGCGGACGAUGCGGCGGCCCGGCCGGAGCGGCGGCGGGAAGCGGAGGCGGAGGUGACGCGCCAGGGCCGGCGGGCCGGGCCAUGCAGCGCUCCCGGGCGGGCGCGGACGAGGCGGCCCUACUCCUGGCCGGGCUGGCCCUGCGGGAGCUGGAGCCCGGGUGCGGCUCUCCGGGUCGGGGGCGGCGGGGGCCGCGGCCUGGGCCUGGAGACGAGGCGGCGCCCGCGCUGGGCCGCAGAGGGAAGGGCAGCGGCGGCCCCGAGGCCGGGGCGGACGGACUGAGCCGCGGGGAGCGGGGUCCCCGGCGCGCGGCGGUUCCGGAGCUCAGCGCGCAGCCUGCGGGCAGCCCACGAGCCAGCCUGGCGGGGUCCGACGGCGGCGGCGGCGGCAGCGCCAGCGCCAGCGGCGGCAGCGCCAGCGCCCGAUCCAGCGGCAUCAGCCUGGGCUACGACCAGCGCCACGGCAGCCCGCGCUCCGGUCGCUCGGACCUGCGUCCCGGCCCCCGGCCGCCGUCGGUGGGCAGCGCCCGCUCCAGCGUGUCCAGCCUCGGCUCCCGGGGCUCGGCCGGCGCCUACGCUGACUUCCUCCCGCCCGGCGCCUGCCCCGCGCCCGCUCGCUCCCCGGAGCCUGCGGGGCCGGCCCCCUUCCCGCUGCCUGCACUCCCGCUGCCCCCGGGCCGGGAGGGCGGCCCAAGCGCGGCCGAGCGGCGGCUGGAGGCGCUCACCCGGGAGCUGGAGCGGGCGCUCGAGGCGCGCACGGCGCGGGACUACUUCGGCAUUUGCAUCAAGUGUGGGCUUGGCAUCUACGGAGCCCAGCAGGCGUGCCAGGCAAUGGGGAGUCUUUAUCACACUGACUGCUUCACCUGUGACUCGUGUGGGAGACGACUCCGUGGGAAGGCGUUCUACAACGUGGGUGAGAAAGUGUACUGCCAGGAGGACUUCCUGUACUCCGGGUUCCAGCAGACGGCCGACAAAUGCAGCGUGUGUGGACAUCUCAUCAUGGAAAUGAUCCUGCAGGCCCUGGGCAAGUCCUACCACCCAGGCUGCUUCCGGUGCUCCGUGUGCAAUGAGUGCCUGGACGGGGUUCCCUUCACCGUGGACGUGGAGAACAACAUCUACUGCGUGCGAGACUAUCACACGGUUUUUGCACCAAAAUGCGCCUCCUGUGCCCGUCCUAUCCUCCCUGCACAGGGCUGCGAGACAACCAUCCGUGUGGUGUCCAUGGACAGAGACUACCACGUGGCAUGUUACCACUGUGAGGCCUCUCCCCCUGCCUUCUGGGACUGGAAGUUCCUAGGAGUCCUGAAGCGCUGAGCUGCAGGAGGCUUCUCAUGGCCCCAGGACACACCCAUCACCCCAUCUGUAUUGAGAUGUUAUCUAGAGAGACGCCUCUAGUAAAAUCCGCUCUGUGACGGUGGUGUAUAAACAUUUUCUGUGCAAGGACCUUGCCCUCCUUUUCAAAAAAGUAAGUAUGACUCCCAUGUGAAAAUUUUCUUCUACAACACGACAUACGUUCAUUGUGGUACAUUUAGGAAAUUUAAAUGAUUUAUUUCUUAUAAAACAUCAUCUGUUUUUCUACUGGACCUGGCUUUUAUAAAUCAUGCGGUGAUAAAUAAUAUGGCAGUUAGAGCUGGGUGCGGUUGGCUCCUGCCUGUGGUCCCAGCUACCUGGGAGGCAGAGGCAGGAGGAUCGCUUGAGGCCAGGAUUCCAGGCUGCAGGGAGCUAUGACUGCCAGUGCACUCCAGCCAGGGUAACACAGCGAGACCCUGUGUUAGGCUGUUUUCACGCUGCUGAUAAAGACAUCCCCAAGACUGGGAAGAAAAAGAGGUUUAAUUGGAUUUACAGUUCCACAUGGCUGGGGAGGCCUCAGAAUCAUGGUGGGAGGCAAAAGGCACUUUCAUGGUGGCGGCAAGAGAAAAAUGACAGAGAUGCAAAAGCAGAAACCCCCGAUAAAACCAUCAGAUCUUGUGAGACUUCUUCACUACCAUGAGAACAGUGUGGGGGAAACUGCCCCCAUGAUUCAGAUUCUCUCCCACUGGGUCCCUCCCACAAAAUGUGGGAAUUAAGGGAGUACAGUUCAAGAUGAGAUUUGGGUGGAGACACAGAGCCAAACGAUAUCAUUCUGCCCCUGGCCCCUUCAAAUCUCAUGUCCUCACAUUUCAAAACCAAUCAUGACUUCCCAACAGUCCCCCAAAUUCUUAACUCAUUUCAGCAUUAAACCAAAAGUCCACAGUCCAAAGUCUAAUCUGAGACAAGGCAAGGCCCUUCCACCUAUGAGCCUGUAAAAUCAAAAGCAAGUUAGUUACUUCCUAGAUACAAUGGGGGUACAGGUAUUGGGUAAAUAUAGCCAUUCCAAAUGGGAGAAAUUGGCCAAAACAAAGGGGUUACAGGACCCAUGCAAGUCCAAAAUCCAGCGGGGCAGUCAAAUUUUGAAGCUCCAAAGUGAUUUCCUUUGACUCCAUGUCUCAUAUCCAAGUCACAGUGAUGCAAGAGGUGUGUUCCCAUAGUCUUAGGCAGCUCCACCCCUGUGGCUUUGCAGGGUAUAGCUCCCCUCCUGGUUUCUUUCAUGGGCUGGCAUUGAGUGUCUGCGGCUUUUCCAGGCACCUUGUGCAAGCUGUCAGUGUAUCUACCAUUCUGGUGUUUGGAGGAUGGUGGCCUUCUUCUUACAGCUCUACUAGGCAGUACCCCAGGAGGGAUACUGUGUUUGGGCUCCAACCCCACAUUUCCCUUCUGCUCUGCCCUAGCAGAGGUUCUCCAAGAGGGCCCCUCCCCUGCAGCAAACUUUUGCCUGGGCAUCCAGGCAUUUUCAUACAUCUUCUGAAAUCUAGAUCGAGGUUCCCAAACCUCAAUUCUUGACUUCUGUACACCCACAGGCUCAACACCACAUGGUGGCUGCCAAGGUUUGGGGUUUGCACUCUCUGAAACCAUGGGCUGAGCUGUACCUUGGCCCCUUUUAGCAAUGGCUGGAGUGGCUGGGACACAAGGCAGCAAGUCCUAGGCUGCACACAGCAUGGGGACUUUGGGUCCAGCCCACAAAACCAUUUUUUCCUCCUAGGCUUCUGGGUCUGUGAUGGGAAGACCAAUGACAUGCCCUGGAGACAUUUUCCCCAUUGUCUUGGGGUUAAACAUUCCCCUCCUUGUUACUUAUGCAAAUUUCUGCAGCCAGCUUGAAUUUCUUCUCAAAAAAUGGGUGUUUCUUUACUGCAUCAUCAGGCUACAAAUUUUCCAAUUUUUUAUGCUCUGUUUCCCUUUUAAAAUGGAAUGUUUUUAAACCCAAGUCACCUCUUGAAUGCUUUUCUGCUUAGAAAUUUCUUCCGCCAGAUACCCUAAAUUAUCUCUCUCAAGUUCAAAGUUCCACAAAUCUCUAGGGCAGGGGCAAAAUGCCGCCAAUCUCUUUGCUUAAACAUAACAAGAAUCACCUUUGCUCCAGUUCCCAACAAGUUCCUCAUCUCCAUCUGAGACCACAUCAGCCUGGACCUUAGUAUUCAUAUCACUAUCAGCAUUUUUAUCCAAUAUUAAACAAAUUUCUAGGAGGUUCCAAACUUUCCCACAUUUUCCUAUAUUCUUCUGAGCCCUCCAAACUGUUCCAGCCUCUGCCUGUUACCCAGUUCCAAAGUCGCUUCCACAUUUUCGGGUAUGUUUUCAGCAACACCCCACUCCCAGUACCAAUUUACUGUAUUAGUUUGUUUUCAUGCUGCUGAUAAAGACAUACCUGUGACUGGGAAGAAAAAGAGGUUUAAUGGGACUUGCAGCUCCACAUGGCUGGGAGGCCUCAGAAUCAUGGCCUGAGGCAAAAGGUACGUGGUAGCGGCAAGAGAAAAUGAAAGGUGCAAAAGCGGAAACCCUCGAUAAAACCAUGAGAUCUCGUGAGACAUAUUCACUACCAUGAGAACAAUAUGGGGGAAACUGCCCCCAUGAUUCAAAAUAUUUCCCAUUGGGUCCCUCCCACAACACGUGGGAAUUAUGGGAGUACAAUUCAAGAUGAGAUUUCGGUGGGGACACAGAGCCAAACCGUAUCAGACCCCGUCUCUACAAAAACAAAAACAAAACAAAAAAAAGUAGCUAUUUGUUUGGGCCUGGCUUUCGUUAUUUACCAAGGAUCAAGACCUGAACGUGAAAAUGGCAGGCCAAGGGUUCCUGCCUUUGGAUGCACAUGGCCACCUUGCCCACUAGAACAUCUGUGCCAAGCAGUGUUCCCAUCAGUCAUAGGAAAAUACCGUUUCCCGCAUCCUUACCAACCCUAGGUGUUGCCAAUAAGAAAACAAAGUCUGUAUCGAUUUGAUGAAAAUAAUUUGAAUGUGUGCAUUUGAUGAGCUGUGAGAAUGAGAAUCUUUUGCAUGCAUUGGCCAUGGGCUUCCCUUUUGUGAGUUGCCUGUGAAUGUCCUUUUCCCAGUUUACUAGUUUGGGAUUGAAUAUUCUUACACAUUUAUUUGGUGAAGAACUUUUAUUUCAAAUUAUGAAAGAAAAAAAUACUUGCUAGAAUUCUGAUUUGAAGUGCUUUCAAAUUCUGUGUUAAUUUGGAGCUGACACCCUUUAAUAUUGAGUCCUGGCUUUGAGGGUCUGGUGCAUUUCCUCCAUUCACUGAAGUUUUAUUUUACAUCUCUCAGUAGAGCUUUAUGGAUUAGGGUCUUCAGAAGCCUUACUUGUUUUUCUGGCUCUGUUUUCUUGUGCAGAAACUCCACCACUGUGCUAAAGAGACAGUGGUGGAGGUGCUGGGCAUGCUGCCUUUCUCCUGGCUCUAAUGGGAAGGCCAAGAGGCGGGUCAGGGUCAGACUCAACCUUGAGUCUGGCAUUGGCUGUUGGCAUCAUGAGGACCCCACGUAUCGUACUUUGAUAAAGUGAAUAAAUGGAAUUCUCCUUUACCUCAAGAAUGCCUUAUGUGUUGUGUGUAGCAUGCACCUUCCUGUGGAAACAACUUCACGUGUGAGAGAGAGCCCUGGCACGCAGGUGAUUUCAGGACCCCCAGCCCAUCCCAUGGCGCAGGAUCCAGGCAGCUGCGGUGCAGGCGAGGACCCCUGGCUGGGCGCGGUCCUGUGCGGGUCCCUGUGCGGUGCAGGCGUCCAUGCACUCUGAGACUCUCAGCCUGCUCUGUGGCCUGUCACGUUGUGUGUGGGGCAAGACGCUUGGGUGCACAUAUGUGAGAAUGGGACUGUGUGUGUGAGUGGAAUGCGCUGUUGGGAGCGUGUGGGGUGUGUGUGUGGCACCUGCAGUUGGGGUGUGUGACUGUGUAGGGUGGGGAUCUGUGAUUAUAUGAAUAUGAGGGUGUGAUUGUUGCUGGGACUGGGCACGUGGCUGCCUCUGUCUCUGCCUCUGUGUCUGAUAGAGACGGGAAGAGGUGGGGGAGGCCUUGUGUGGGGGCCCUGCGGGGCAGGGCCAGGGGAACCUUCCUCACUUUACACCAUCUGAGGACCCUCCCCAAGGGGAAAAGCCAGCUACAGUGGAAAAGCACUGGUGGAGUGGGCUUCAUCCUGGGGAGAGAGGCUGGGAGACUGCAGCUGAAAGGUGUGGGCUCCAGGAGGGCCGCAGGGGGCUGAGCGUCAGGGUCAGGGAACAGAGGGCCGCCCUCCCUCCAUCUUCCUUCCUUCUCUGGACCCUGUAGCAAUGUGUCCCCCUCCCACCCGCACAGCUGCAGGUGGAGCCAGCUGGGGGGCUCUCUAGAGGGAGUGGGGUCCUCUGAGGGCAGAGAGGGCCAGGAGGCUUCCUGAGGACCUGAGGCCCCUGUGGGCCUCCCAGGGCUGGGCCUGUGGUCUGAUCUGCUUUGCCCUGGGAGGGACGUGCUCAGUGGUGGGGUUUGUGUAGCUGUCACUCACUCACUUGCCUGUGCCCAGCCACUCACCUGUCUCUCCCAUCACCCCCCCACCCGAUACACACGUGGUUCCUCAACUACCAUGAGGGGAAGUUCCUGGGUGUCACACGCAUCCAUGCCACCCACCACACUGCAGGUUACAGGACUGCCCCACAAACACCAUCAUGUCUGCCUGAGGUUACCUGGCACACAGGUAUCCUCACCUGCAUAACAUGACCAGAUCAUGCACUUUC
Messenger RNA from Gorilla gorilla gorilla (western lowland gorilla), 6278 nucleotides. RefSeq names its product WT1 interacting protein (gene WTIP). Gene Ontology annotation, biological process: regulation of DNA-templated transcription; cytoskeleton organization; negative regulation of hippo signaling. The record is from RefSeq and is a predicted model, not a curated record. The transcript has 8 exons. Gene Ontology annotation, cellular component: P-body; adherens junction; transcription regulator complex. NCBI's taxonomy places the organism in Eukaryota, Metazoa, Chordata, Mammalia, Primates, Hominidae. Bases 324 to 1553 code for a protein of 409 amino acids. Gene Ontology annotation, molecular function: transcription corepressor activity.